Patella vulgata (common limpet) is the source of this 1722-nucleotide messenger RNA. Its product is annotated as zinc finger protein 235-like. Lineage: Eukaryota; Metazoa; Mollusca; Gastropoda; Patellidae. The record is from RefSeq and is a predicted model, not a curated record. Gene Ontology annotation, cellular component: nucleus. Bases 118 to 1380 code for a protein of 420 amino acids. The transcript has 2 exons.
UUUGCAAUGGUAGAAAGAGAUAGGUCAGCAAUCCUGUGUUGUGUUUUUAUUAUAUACAGUCAUCAUUCAUUCGCACAGCAGCUUCACAAAUAGACAGCAGAAAUUGUUAACAAAAUAAUGGAAACUAAUGAUGUUAUAACUUUUCAUCAGUGUGUUGUAUGUGAUGAGAUUUUCCAACAAUAUGACCAUUUUGAAAAACACAAUAAAAUACACGUUAAAGAAGAGAAAACUGAUGAUGUAAAUGAAUGUUGUCAUGUUAAAGAAGAGAAAACAGAUGAUGUAGAUGAAUACUGUCAUGUUACAGAAGAGAAAACGGAUGAUGUAGAUGGAUAUUGUCAUGUUAAAGAAGAGAAAACUGAUGAUAUUGAAACUGUUUAUCAGUGUAAUUUAUGUGAUGAAGAAUUUAAAUCUGACAUUGAUUUAGAAAAACACUGUGAAAUACAUGUUAAAGAAGAGGAUUCUGUUUUACAACAUGGUAAAAUUUGGGAGAAGAAUUUUGGCCGGAAAGACCAGCUUCAAGCAGAUACAAGUACUCAUACAGGUGAAAACCCUUAUAAAUGUGAUGUUUGUAGUAAAUCAUUCAUGCGGAAAAGCCAAUUUCAAGCUAACAGUAAUCUACAGAUCCAGGUGAGGACACAUACAGGUGAAAUAACUUAUAAAUGGGAUGUUUGUAGCAAAUCUUGCACUGAUAGUGGUAAUCUACAAUCACACAGGAAAACUUAUAAAUGUGAUGUUUGUGGUGAAUCAUUUAUUCAGAAUGAAACCCUACAGUCACACAUGAGAAUUCAUACUGGUGAAAAACAUGUUAGUCAACAGGGGCAAACAGGAGAAACUCCUUAUAAAUGUGAUGUUUGUGGUGAAUCAUUUAUUCAGAAUGAUACCCUACAGUCACACAUGAGAAUUCACACUGGAGAAAUACAUGUUAGUCAACAGGGGCAAACAGGAGAAACUCCUUAUAAAUGUGAUGUUUGUGGUAAAUCAUUCACUUUAAGUGGUAAUCUAAAGAGACACAUGAGAAUUCAUACUAAACAAAAACCUUAUAAAUGUGAUGUUUGUGGUAAAUCAUUUGCUCAGAAUGAAACUUUGCAGGCACACAUGAGAAUUCAUACUGGUGAAAAACCUUAUAAGUGUGAUGUUUGUAAUAAAUCAUUUACUCAGCUUUGUAAUCUACAAUCACACACAAGAAUUCAUACUAAACAAAAACCUUAUAAAUGUGAUGUUUGUGGUAAAUCAUUUACUCAGAAUGAUACUUUGCAGAAACACAUGAGAAUUCAUUCUGGAGUAAAACAUUACAAAUGCGAUGUUUGUAGUAAAUCAUUUUCCCGGCCAGCUGAAUUACAAAGACAUACAAGAACACAUACCCGAGAAAAAAACAUAUAAAUGUGAUGUUUGUUGUAAAUCAUUUAGUCAAAUUUACGGUCUACAAAGUUACAUUCAAAUUUAUACACGAGAAAAAACUUUCAAGUGUGAUGUUUGUUGUAAAUCUGUGAGAGACUGGUAUAUUGGACCUAGCUGUGAAUAUUAUCAUGUGGGUUUAGCUGUGUAUUUAUAUAAUUUCAGAGACUGGUAUAUCCAGGUCUAGUUUAAUAUGACAACAAUUCUGCUCCAUACCUUAUAAUUGUGUUACUAUAAGAGCCUUCAUAAUAAAGACACAUUUAAUAUUCUUGAAUUCCAUCAGUACAUUAUAUGUAUUAUCUUAUACACAUCAUUAAUAUUCAUUAG